Adineta ricciae is the source of this 2379-nucleotide messenger RNA. The record is from the annotation of a GenBank genome assembly. Lineage: Eukaryota; Metazoa; Rotifera; Eurotatoria; Adinetida; Adinetidae.
AUGCUUGGCAAACGUCGACUAUCUGAAACUGAAAUGGAUUCGGAAACGAACGGUAAUGAACAAAGUAAAACUGUUUUGCAAGUCCGAAACGGUGAGAACAAAGAAGGAAUAGAUAAAUCUGGACAAAAACGACAAAAGACUGCCAAACAAGAAAUAAUGAAUGAACCUGUACAAAAACGAGCAAAAACUAUUGUGCAAGAAGAAGAAGUUCAUUUGCCAGAUGCUGACCAUGAAGACGAAGUUGAACAAAUUAAGAAUCUUGAUAAGCAAAUUGAAGAAGAAGAAAAUGCAGCUGAUAACAUUGUUAUCAAAGACUUGAUGGGCUCUGUUCGACCGGAACCCAAUCGAAAAAUCAGCGACGAAGAACGUCGGAAACUGUACGAUAAUGUUUAUUCAAAACUAUUAACACUUCUCGAACGAUGUCAAAAAUACGUUCAUCAUUUGAAUAACAAAGUCAAGCAAUCAUUAGCUGAACAUCAACAAGAUAAGAAAAAGAAGAAAGAUAUCAAACAAGAAGAAACAGCAGCAGCAAGCGAAGAUGACAUGAAACGAACUGGAUUGUUGAAGAAAUACUAUGAUAUGUCACAAAAAGAAAUUCAUGCUCGACAACCAAAAUUCUUUACUGGAACGCUUAAACCAUAUCAGUUAGCUGGCUUGGAAUGGUUACGUACAUUACAUGAAGUUGGACUGAACGGAAUUUUGGCUGAUGAAAUGGGUUUGGGUAAAACGGUUCAAGUGAUUGCAUUCAUCUGUAGUUUAAUACAAGAUAGUGCACCCGGUCCAUUUUUGGUCAUUGCACCGUUAUCAACACUGACCAAUUGGUGCACAGAAUUUGCUCGUUUUGCACCCAAUGUACGCUGUAUGGUCUAUCAUGGCAAUAAAGAAAAACUUGCUGAACUACAAAAUGAGUUGAAAGAAUACCGUCAAGAUAAAAAAUCAUCGCCCAUUGUUAUCAUCACAGCUUAUCAUAUGGUUUUACACAGCAAAGCGUUCUUCAAACGAGAACAAUGGCCACUGUUAGUUAUUGAUGAAGGUCAUCGAUUGAAAAAUCCUAAAUGCCAAUUGAUGGUCAUGCUGCGACGUAUACAAACAGGCAGUCGAUUUUUAUUGACUGGAACGCCUGUGCAAAACAAUAUGAGUGAAAUGUGGUCGUUGAUGAAUUUCCUUCUACCAGAAAUUUUCGACGAACCAGAAGUUUUCGAACGUUAUUUUGAAAUUGAUUCAAUCGGUCAAUCAAAUACGAGUUUUAAAGAAGAACAAGAACGGUCAGUUCUGUCGAUUUUUCAUCAAAUUUUAAUUCCAUUUAUCUUACGACGUCGAAAAAAUGAUGUCAAUUUAUAUUUACCGCCGAAAAAAGAAGUGACUGUAUACACAAAAAUGACUAAUCUCCAAGUGAAAUGGUACAAUCAAUUGGUCGAUGAGAUUGUUCGUCGUUAUAUCAAUGAUCGAAAAAAAGAUGAAUUUGUACAAGUUUUCGACGAUGAUCAACGCUUACGAAGUCAACGCAAAGUCGAUGAUACACCGAAAGAAGCGAAGGAAAUAACGAUUGCAAAAAAGAUUACUGGUCGAAAUGUAAUAUUUCCAUUACUUCGGGCUUGUACACAUCCAUAUCUACUCGAUGCACCACUCGAUGAAAAUGGUGAAAUCUUAGUCAACGAAGAAUUGAUUGCUAGCAGUGGUAAAUUUAUUGUCUUGGACAAAAUGUUAGCGAAAUUACAAGGAACAAGUCAUAAGGUAUUGAUCUUCUCGACAUUGGUUAUUUUCCUUGAUUUACUUGAAUCCAUGUGUGAACAUCGAGAAUAUGAUUACGUGCGACUCGACGGAAGCACCGACUUUGAAGAACGAAUCGAAGCGAUUACAAAAUUCAAUAAAGAACCCGAUACAUUCAUCUUUUUAAUCAGCACACGAGCUGGUGGUUUGGGUUUGAAUUUGAUGGCAGCUGACACAGUUAUUUUGUUCAAUUCUGAUUGGAACCCAAUGAUCGAUAUUCAAGCUCAAGACCGUGCUCAUCGUAUCGGUCAAACCAAUCCUGUUAUUGUCUAUCGAUUUAUUGUUCGAAAUACCAUCGACGAACGUGUCUAUAAGCGUGCUUGUUCGAAACAAAUCAUGGAAAAAUUGAUUGUUCACGAUGAAUUGAAACAAGGUUUUGAUGCAUAUGAUAAAGUUUUGUCGUUUGAUCCUCAAGGCGAACAAGCCAAGUCGAUUAAUCUAGCUGAAUUAGUUGAAGGUAUAACCAAAGUCGAUCAUGGCACGAUAAUCACCGAAAACGAUUUGCUUUCGGAUGAACAUAUUGAUCGAUUAUUGGAUCGUUCUGAUCUUAUAGACAAAAUGCACCAGGAUCAAAAGCAACAAGAGCAACAAUUUAAAAAAAACUUCUAA